Notechis scutatus (mainland tiger snake) is the source of this 2496-nucleotide messenger RNA. NCBI's taxonomy places the organism in Eukaryota, Metazoa, Chordata, Lepidosauria, Squamata, Elapidae. The record is from RefSeq and is a predicted model, not a curated record.
CCUUGGCAGAUGUCAUGGCGGCCACAAUAUCGCAGUUCCAAGUUUCGAAAUGUCUACGGCAAAGUAGCCAAUCGAGAGCACUGCUUUGACGGGAUUCCAAUUACCAGGAAUGUCCAUGACAACCAUUUUUGUGCAGUCAAUACCAGAUUCCUCGCCAUAGUAACAGAAAGUGCUGGUGGGGGCGCUUUCCUCGUCAUUCCACUGGAACAAACUGGCCGAAUUGAACCAAACUACCCCAAAGUCUGUGGCCACCAAGGCAACGUGCUUGAUAUUAAGUGGAACCCUUUCAUUGAAAACAUCAUCGCUUCUUGCUCAGAAGAUACUUCAGUUCGGAUCUGGGAAAUCCCAGACGGAGGCUUGAAGCGCAACAUGACAGAGGCUGUCCUGGAGCUCUAUGGCCACAGCCGGCGUGUGGGCAUCAUCGAGUGGCACCCAACCGCCACCAAUAUCCUGUUCAGUGCUGGAUAUGACUACAAGGUCCUCAUCUGGAACUUAGACAUUGCUGAACCAGUGAAGAUGAUUGAUUGCCACUCCGAUGUCAUCCUUUGCAUGUCCUUCAACACAAACGGCAGUUUGCUCGCCACCACUUGCAAAGACAGGAAGCUACGGGUCAUUGAGCCACGUUCAGGCAAAGUCCUCCAGGAGGCAAGUUGCAAGAAUCACCGUGUGAACCGUGUGGUCUUCUUAGGGAACAUCAAGAGGCUUCUAACAACGGGUGUGUCGCGCUGGAACACCAGACAGAUUGCUCUCUGGGAUCAGGAGGAUCUCUCCAGGCCACUGAUAGAGGAAGAGAUCGAUGGAUUAUCAGGCCUUCUCUUCCCAUUCUAUGAUGCUGACACCCACAUGUUAUACCUGGCUGGCAAGGGAGAUGGGAACAUCCGAUACUAUGAAAUCAGCACUGAGAAGCCAUACCUAACCUACCUAAUGGAGUUCCGUUCUCCAGCCCCACAGAAAGGGCUUGGAGUAAUGCCGAAGCAUGGCCUGGAUGUCUCUGCAUGCGAGGUGUUUCGGUUUUACAAGCUCGUCACGCUGAAGGGAUUAAUUGAGCCCAUCUCCAUGAUUGUACCGCGGAGAUCUGAAACAUACCAGGAAGAUAUCUACCCAAUGACUCCGGGUCCAGAACCUGCCCUCACUCCAGACGAAUGGCUGAGUGGAAUGAAUAGGGACCCCAUAUUGAUGUCUUUAAAAGAAGGCUAUAAGAAAGAAUCCAAAAUAGUUUUCAAACCACCAAUAAAAGAGAAGAAAAAUGUUGUUGUCAAUGGGAUAGAUCUCUUGGAAAAUGUGCCACCCAGAACAGAGAAUGAGCUCCUCCGAAUGUUCUUCCGGCAACAAGACGAGAUCCGCCGACUGAAGGUUGAGCUUUCGCAGAAAGACAUCAAAAUCCGACAGCUACAGUUGGAAUUGAAAAACUUGCGCAAUAGCCCUCAAAACAAUGGACUCUGAAGGGAAUUUUUUUUUUCUAAAGAAACUCUUUGUUUAUACCCACUCUUUAAUUUUACUGUCUCAACACAUGAUAUGAGCCAGAGACCCUGUGCCAGCACAUGGGUGCACCUGCUAACUGGAAGCCUCUUCUUCUGUGGUCGUUGCCUAGCACUAAAAAGUUAUUUGUAUGAUUUAACUUGAGAACUACUGCAUGAAAAGAACAAGGGAGGUGUAUAUUCCAAAUUUCUCUUGAAGUAAGUAGAAGCGAAAUGCUCUUUGUCAUUCUUGCAAAAUUACGGAAUCGUUUUUCAUCUCUGAUUAGUCCAGGGAUGAGAAAAGCAAAACACUGUAAGCCCAGACAAAAGCAACUGAAUUCAUUGUUACUUACCUUUCUUUUCACGAGAUAAAGGGUGGAUGUCCAUAAACAGCAAGUGUGCAGUUGGAACGCAAACACACUACCCUGAAAAGAAAUCUGGAAGGAAAACGGCUUCCCUUCUCUUGGGAACCGUCCGGGGGUGGGUGCCUUGUGACCUGAGCGUUCCUUGAACCCUGCAGCCGGUUUGGGCUUUGGUGUUAUUGAACACUCUCCAGGGCUCACCCUGCCUGCCUGGCACCUGCUUUGCUUGGGCAUCACUUUUGGGCUGGUAGCUACAAUUUAUUCUGUUGAAAUAUACCCAAUGGGCACCGGGUAAUGAAUACAUGCAGGUCGCAUCUCUAAUUGGUCUCUUCAGGAGUGGUUGUGAAUGUACCCAUGUACACACACAUAACACACACACACACACACACACACACACACACACACACAGAGUUACAAGAGUCCUGAAGAUAAACUUGACAAAAGGAGACAGAUGCUGUUAAGUGACAAGUAGGUGAAGGUUUUGAGGGAAUACAAUCCAAAAUGCAAAUCCAACACAAACAGGCCUACCAAAUCAUCCUCUUGAUCAAGAAAGGCCCAACGGGUUUUUUUUUCAAGUGGGGAGCACUUAAUCCAGCAAGAAUUAAGCACUUUUAAUGAACUACCCAUUAGCAGCUUAUGAGUUAGGGGAAUAUUUCAUUCGUUUUGGUAGAAGCAGU